Molecule: messenger RNA, 834 nt
Organism: Penicillium malachiteum
Lineage: Eukaryota; Fungi; Ascomycota; Eurotiomycetes; Eurotiales; Aspergillaceae
Exons: 6
Coding region: 1-834 (277 amino acids)
Source: RefSeq, a predicted model, not a curated record
AUGAGCCAUUUCGUCCCUGAUCAGGAGUGGGCUAGUACUUCUUCGCGCCGGCAAAGCACGGUCUCAACCUCCACAGUGUCGUCCGCAUCCACAAGUAUCCUGUUCCAGAGCCCCGCGACCUCCCCCGGCUCUAGGAAGCAGUCAUGGCAGCUCUAUGAUGAUGUCGUUCGGCUGGAGCUGAAUCCUCAUAUGACCGUCUCUUUUGUUAAAAGUGGGCAGUUAUUUAAGUUGCCUUAUACGUAUAUCGAUGUCUGCAAGGACUCGAUGGGAGCGUUGAAAUGUCUCGAGCUUGGGGGAGGGCUCGGUCAACAGGCUCCAUUUGUUCAUGCUUUUCAUAAUACGAAGCUCCCUGUUCCGCAUCUCGAACAUCCCAAGGAUUCCGCAGAUUAUCCACUCCGAGUAUCGUUCCUGGAGCAUCAGACCGUCCAAACCGCAUCAGUGAUUUUUAUGACGCAACUAUCAUAUCGAUUUGAGAACUGGGAAGACUGCGUCCAGUUCCAGGAACUCCUCCUUUGCUCCAAGAUGAUGUUCAUCGGAGGUAUGGCCGAAGCCAAAUCCAAAGGUCGAGGCGAAGAAUGCAUCAGUCAAAAUCUACGAAUUCUUCGUGGGCAUAAUGGCCGAAGGGUUAUGCUCUUCUUUGCGAAUUCACAACGGAAAGAGCUCAAACGAUACGUUUUUAAACCUCCCAAAAAAGUUGGACGGCCAGUUGUUGUGGAUCUGAAUCCAAAUUUUGAGAUUCUCGCUCAGAUGCGAAAUCUUACGAUCCACUUUUUAGAUGAUAAUGAUUGCCAGCGUUUUUGCCAGCUGCUCUCGACGGACCUUACGAUUGGAUGA